UUCCCAAUACUGGGCAUACAUUCUACAAUCCCUCCCAAGAUGCCUGACGUGACAGUAAUCAAUAACCUUACCGAAGAAAUCCAUGCUGCUUUCUUCUUAGGCGUCCCUACCAAUUGGAAAAAUCAGCUCAAACCCGGAGAACGUUGGACAACGCACCUUGCCAGCCUCCCGCAUCGUUUUGAAGCGCGCUCUGUGACGGAGAGUCGCGAGUUCAGUCGCGAUGAAUCCAUGGAGAUGCUUGCAACCAUCGGAGGCGCUUGCGCUGCCGGUACUGCUUCUGUAGUUACAGGGGUUGUUGGCAUACCCGCUUCAGUACCGCUUAUGGCUAUUGCGAAUGCUGGUGGCGCAAAAUAUGGUGCAUGGGGUGCAGAUGGGAGGAAGUGCAUUGCGAGAGUGUGGGUGCCAUUGUGGCACCAUCGGGAGUAUUCAGUUAGAGUGAUUGAUGGGAAGUGUGUUCUAUGGGAAGUCGGUGCUAAUAGAUUGGUCUAAUAGCUAUGACUGUUUUCCGGACUAGGCGCGUUGUCAUUAUGUACACAUUGGCAGUGUAGCUAGUUGACUAUGAUUAGGGCCUGCAGGAUAAACUAUGCCGAUGUCCUGUUGAUAUGGGAUUUUCUAGUAGGGCUGGGGAUCCAUUAUAUACGAGAUUUUACACCAAAAACGGUCGCAACAUCUU
Molecule: messenger RNA, 673 nt
Organism: Suillus discolor
Lineage: Eukaryota; Fungi; Basidiomycota; Agaricomycetes; Boletales; Suillaceae
Exons: 3
Coding region: 40-489 (149 amino acids)
Source: RefSeq, a predicted model, not a curated record